Molecule: messenger RNA, 2652 nt
Organism: Oreochromis niloticus (Nile tilapia)
Lineage: Eukaryota; Metazoa; Chordata; Actinopteri; Cichliformes; Cichlidae
Exons: 3
Coding region: 646-2652 (668 amino acids)
Biological process (GO): DNA integration
Molecular function (GO): nucleic acid binding; RNA-DNA hybrid ribonuclease activity
Source: RefSeq, a predicted model, not a curated record
CAGGGAGAAAACAGAUCAUCCAGACGCGGUGGCUGAACUCCCCAAACUGCCUGACACACUGUGGUCCAGAGGGCCAACGGAUGUGGGUUUAGCUUCCUGUUCGCCUGUUCUGUUUGAGCUGAAAUCGGAUGCACCCAUCAAUAAACCACAGUACAGGCACAAACCGGAGGCUGACGCAGGUAUUGCAGAAACCAUUGAAGGGCUGUUGCAGGUAGGGGUGUUAGAACCAUCACACUCAUACUGGAACACACCUAUUUUACCAGUUGAAAAGCAGGGCACGGGGAAAUACAGAAUGGCACAUGAUUUGAGAGCUAUUAAUGCCAUACUACGCACUGAAACUGUACCUGUGCCUAACCCAUACACAGCUCUUACUGCAAUUACAUGGGACCAGAAAUGGUUCACGUGCACUGAUUUGGCUAAUGCCUUCUUUUGUCUUCCACUGCACAAGUCACUCAGAGACAUUUUUUCAUUUACAUACAGAGGCAGACAGUUCAGAUACACACAGUUGCCACAGGGCUUUGCACUGUCACCAGGCAUUUUCAAUCAGGUGCUGAAAGAAGCCCUGUCACCAUGUCAACUGCCUGAGGGCUGCACACUAAUCCAGUAUGUUGAUGACCUCCUAAUUGCAGCUCCUUCCGUGGCGGCAUGUACGGCAGCCUCGCUCGCAGUGUUGAACCGACUGGCAGAAUGCGGCUUCAAGGUUUGACAGGUUACAGCAGACAGUUCAUUCCGAACUACGCAGGUAAAACCGCCCCUUUAAGGGACCUGAUUAAGAAAGUCGGCGCUCGAAACCUGAAGGCUGAGUUGUCUUGGACGCCGGCCACAGAGUCCGCGUUCAUUUCGUUGAAGCAGGAUUUGUCGAGAGCCACUGACUUGGCCACACCAAAUUACGAUGAACCAUUCUACCUGGAUGUUUCUGAAACAAAUGACAUUGUAAAUGGUGUAUUGUUUCAGAAAAAAGGGGGGAGUAGAGAUGUGCUCAUGUAUGUCAGCAUAAAACUGGGCCCAAUAGAAGCAAGACACCCAACAUGCACACGACACGCAGCAGGGGUCACAAAAAUCAUCCAGAAAACAGCACACAUAGUAAGGGAACACCCACUGAAAGUGCUCACCACACACAGUGUAGUGGCUUAUGUGAACUCACAGGCGUUCACAAUGACCCCACUGAAACAACAGAGGUUGAGCAAAGUUCUAGAUGCACCUAAUCUGACAUUCACACAUGAAAGGAUUAACAUGGCAGAUUUAAUGGGGUCAGGGGAACCACAUGAUUGUGUGAAAAGAGCCCAGGUUGAAGAGAAAGUGAGAGAGGAUCUAAAAGCGGAACCCAUAGCAGGAGCAGAGGAGUGGUUCACAGAUGGAUGCUGCCACAGAGAUGAAGAGGGACUUAAAGCAGGGUAUGCUGUAGUUCGCAGAGUAGGACAGGAGUACCAGGUAAUAGAGGCAGGAAGGAUUGAGGGACAGCAGUCAGCCCAGAGAGCUGAAGUGAUAGCCCUGAUCCGAGCUCUGCGGUUGGCCAAGAACCUGAAAGUGAACAUUUACACGGACUCAGCAUAUGGGUUUGGAGCCGCACAUGUGGAACUGGCUCAGUGGAAGAGAGCUGGAUACAGAACCGCGACCAACGCACCGAUCUGCCACAAAAAGGAGAUGGAGGAACUGGAGAAGCCCCUAGAGGAUCCAGAUGAGGUGAGUAUUGUAAAAUGCAAAGGACAUUCACAGGGAGACAACCCGGUGGCAAGAGGAAACCGGACAGCUGAUGAAGCUGCAAAAAAGGCCGCAGGUUACAAAGGACAGAGACAAAUGGUGCAGGUAACGGCAGAAGAGGAGGUGAGCACCAACACCUUGGAGGAGGUCAGACAGGCUCAGAAGGAAGCAGCCCCAGAGGAAAAGGGGGUGUGGCAGGCUAAAGGAGCCUGGCAGGAGGAAGGUCUGUGGAGGAGCCCGGACGGGCGGCCAGUCCUAACGACCAAAAUGGCAAAGCAAAAGGUAAGUGAAGCUCACGGACUGGGCCACGUGGGUAUAAAACAAAUGGAGAAAAACUUGUGUCGGUGGUGGCACCCGGAGUUAAGGAACAUGGUACAGGAGAAGGCCAGAACAUGUCUAAUCUGUGGAGCACACAAUCCCAAACCAGCAGUGAAACCAGAGCCGGGUAAGUUUUUGAUGCCUGAGAGACCAGGAGAGGAGAUUGUUAUUGAUUUCACUGACAUGACUGAGACAGGCCCCGGUGGUGUGAGGUAUUUGUUGGUGUGUGUUGAUGCCUUGACCAGCUGGCCCGAGGCUUGGCCAACCCGGAAGGAAGACGCGAAGAGUUCAACAGGCUUUACCCCGUACGAGCUGCUGACCGGGAGACAGUUUCCAGCCCCUUGGACAGUGGUCUCGGCGGAGCAGCCCCAGAAAAGGAACAGGUCUCAUGCUGAAUAUUUUAACGAGUUGAAAGCCCUUGUGUCCAGUUUCACAAAACAGGUGACGUGUGAGAAGCCCAGAGAGAAAGGAGAGGUCCCUGAUGCCAAGGCGGUGUGGCUAAAGGUCAUCAAACGCAAGUGGAAGGAACCCCGGUGGACCGGUCCGUACGAGGUGACAGCCCGGACGGCUACAGCGGUCCAGCUGAAAGGAAAAGGCGACACCUGGUUCCAUUGGACGCAGACGAGAGCCUAG